This is a messenger RNA of Ascochyta rabiei, 285 nucleotides long. RefSeq lists its product as uncharacterized. The transcript is spliced from 2 exons. NCBI's taxonomy places the organism in Eukaryota, Fungi, Ascomycota, Dothideomycetes, Pleosporales, Didymellaceae. The coding region runs from base 1 to 285 and encodes 94 amino acids. The record is from RefSeq and is a predicted model, not a curated record.
AUGACCGACAGCACUACCUCGGCCGCUGACAAGCUCGGCGCGAAUAAGGGUACAAACGCCAUUCCCAACGAGAACCCCUCCAUCAUCUCCUCCGCCGGUGCAAUUGGCAAGCAGUUCAACCCGGACGGCGCUAUUGGAUCCAUUGGCCAGGCAGUCGGCGGGCCCUUCAGCAAGGACGGUGUCAUCGGCUCGCAGUUUGACGCGAGUAAGGACGGUAUCGCGGGACAUGUUGAGCGCGCGGUUGAUGGUCCCUCCAAUCCGGCGGGGAGCGGCAAGAAGGCAUAG